Molecule: messenger RNA, 2334 nt
Organism: Colletotrichum destructivum
Lineage: Eukaryota; Fungi; Ascomycota; Sordariomycetes; Glomerellales; Glomerellaceae
Product: Putative copper amine oxidase
Exons: 1
Coding region: 1-2334 (777 amino acids)
Biological process (GO): amine metabolic process
Cellular component (GO): plasma membrane
Molecular function (GO): quinone binding; copper ion binding; primary methylamine oxidase activity
Source: RefSeq, a predicted model, not a curated record
AUGUAUCUGAGGCAAUUCGCUUUCUGCCUUCUGGUCUUUCUCGGGGCAGCCUGUGAGCCAGCCACGGCCGGCAGAUCGACCAAGCGCUUUGCAAACAUUAGCACCUGCGACAUCAACGGAGUUGCGCCCAAGGUGAAGGCUCCCAAAGCCAACGUUUGGUCUCCAAUCUCCCCCGGAGACAACCUUGCUGUCUGGAAUCUCCUUCACCAGCCAGACACGGGCCUUAAUCUCACAGAUCCCAGUAAAGCUACGAUAACAGACAACUACGUCUAUUGGAUAGACACUCUGCCCGCCAACAAGUCCAACGUUCUGCCAUAUCUCCAUGGGGCUGCCAAUCCGCCACCAAAGUAUGCGCGGGUGGUCAUUUUCCGAGGCGGACAGGAAGUGCCAGAUUCUCAAGAGUACAUGGUCGGGCCUCUUCCCGUAACGGCUGACACAAGGGUUGAGGAACUCGACUACAUCUUCAACGGCGGUAGCGGAGGGAAUAUUCCUUUCAACAGCCGCUAUUUCGAUGCUGCCCGCGAAGCAGCCACCGAGCCGUUGUUGAUUUCGGUCAUGAGGAACAUCUCAGACAUUACGUCGGAGCUAAUUGGCGGCGUAUACCACGGGCUGGGAGACAAUCGAACGACUCUCCUUCCAACCAGUGGCACGCCUAUGUCUUACGACGGUACCCAAGCCUUCCGCACCGUUAUGUUCAGAUACCCUAAUGCGGCAGCGUAUCUGACACCCUUGGACUUUUUCGUAAUGCUGGACAUCAACGGAACGGAUGCUUCGCGUUACAGAUUGAGGGGGAUCGUCACCAACGAAAGAUUCUUCCCUACGACUGCGGCUAUCAGGGCUGCUUGGGUGGAAGGAGGGCUGAAGAAACAGUUCAAACAAACGCGGAACCCGGAUUGGGCGCUUCUCGAUUACAAGUCUGAGCUUGGCGUCCGAGAUUUGGAACACAGGCUGGCGCCCCAGAGUCUUGAGAUUGGAGGCAAACGUUACAAGAUCGACGAGGAAGAAAAGUACAUCGAAUACAUGGGCUGGUCUUUCUACACCUCGUACUCUCGAACACUUGGGCUCAUGUACUACGACAUCAGGUUCAAGGGCGACAGCGUCAUCUACGAGCUCUCGCUGCAGGAAGCUACAGCUCAGUAUGCCGGCUUCACACCGAGUGCUGCUGGAACAGUCUAUCAAGAUACGCAUUACAGCUUAGGUACUGACCUCGGUACCUUGGUUGAGGGAUACGACUGUCCGUUCGGCAGCACAUUCUGGAACGUCACACAUCACGAGGGCAACUCCUCGGUCGUCAAUACCGAUGCUAUAUGCAUCUUCGAAGCAGAUGCUGGCUACCCUAUCUCACGGCAUAGAUUUGAAACGGAAAACAAGUAUGGGUUCAGCUACCUCGGAACUGUCAAAGCGUCGGCUCUUACUAUGCGGUCCAUUGCAACCGUUGGUAAUUAUGACUACAUGUUCGACUAUUCUUUUCAUGUCGAUGGUUCUCUCGAGGUCGUGGUCCGAGCUUCUGGAUUCAUACAAGCCUCUUUCUACCACCCUGACCAGGAGCAAUUUGGACCUAGGGUUCAGGAAGCAACCAUGGGGUCCCUUCACGACCACAUCUUGACUUACAAGGCCGAUUUUGACAUCGUUGAUACCAAAAACAGUCUCGAAGUGAGCCAACUCGUGUUGGUCAACCAGACGCAGCCAUGGUACCCCGAGCUUGGUUUCUUUGAGCAGAUGCAGCUGCAGAAGUCCACAAUGAAGGGUGAGCAGCAGUUCAACUGGCAACCAAACCAAGCAGCCAUGUAUUGUGUCGUCAAUCCCGGAGCCAACAACUCGUGGGGCGAGAAGCGCGGCUACCGAAUCAUCCCUGGAAGAUCCAACAUCCACCUCACGUCCCUCGACUCUCCCUGGACCAAGCACCAGAGCCCGUUUGCCAAGUCUCACCUGGCGCUCUCUCGACAGCACGACAAUGAGCCGUAUGCGAACAGUCAUUCAAACGUCAACCUGCCUCUGAAACCCCAGCAGGAUUUCCUCAAGUUCUUUGAUGGCGAGAGCGUGGAGAACGAGGACAUCGUUCUCUGGUUCAACUUGGGCAUGCACCACUUCACGAGGUCCGAGGACGUCCCCGUCACGCUUUACAACGAGGCCGUCAGCAGCAUAGUCUUUGCGCCCCAAAACUUCCACGACAGAGCGCAGGACGGCGAUCUGCGCAACAGGAGAUGGAUUUCUGUCAACAAGACGUCUGGGGAACUUGGGUUCGACUCCUACGGCGUCGAGCUACCCUCGCAAUGCCGAGUUGAGUUUUCAGAGCCUGUUUUGGGCAUCAAGAAAAAUGAGGGGGGGGCUUGA